Molecule: messenger RNA, 699 nt
Organism: Coprinopsis cinerea okayama7#130
Lineage: Eukaryota; Fungi; Basidiomycota; Agaricomycetes; Agaricales; Psathyrellaceae
Exons: 2
Coding region: 1-372 (123 amino acids)
Source: RefSeq, a predicted model, not a curated record
AUGUAUAUAGCGCUGCCCGUGCAAGGACUCGAUGAAUUAGAGCGUUAUGGAAUUGGGAUUGUUGAGCUGGACUGUGAUCAGAAUUUGUUACGCGAAGAGUUGAUGGCAAGUGUGGGUCAUCCGACUCAAGUGCAGCAUCAGAGCAGACAAGGCCUAUAUAAACCGCUAUGCCACCGCUGUCCUGUCCGAUCGUUCUUUGCCUCCCUUGUCGCCAACGUCCCUAUCAACCCAUUAGCCGUCGGCGAGCUAUAUAGGGUUACAUCGGUUGAGGCUCCAACGAAGAACAUCGAACGAAAUCCCCCCGUCCAGGACAAUAACGACAGCGACGACGAAAACGGCGACGAGCGAGACAUUCAAGUUCACGGAUAUUGAUAACCACUAAGCCAGGAACAAACGGUACGUCGCGGUUCGUCGGCCAUCUUCUUGUCUGCGGCCUUGCCGGUGCCUGUCAUGCACGUCGCCCAAGCUUCCUUCCGCCUUGUGUCAUUGAAAUGCAAACUCGGAAGCACAGAGCACUGUUCUUGCGCCUUGCCAGGCAUCCGAGGGCGACAGCCUUGUUCAGCGGUGUCCGGCGCUAUCAUGGUCGCACCGCUCUUCUUUCCUCCCCAGUGAUUGUGAGACGUGCAUAGACUCACAAGACUCCUUCUCCACCCGCUCUAUGGCCCGCAGAUUUAUACUCCGGUCUCUUGCUUUCAGCUU